ACUGGCCACAACAGUCACCCCCACCACAGCCUCCCUCUCAUUCUCUCACUCCCUCUCUUACACGUCUCACUCCCUCCCUCACGUCUCACUCCCUCUCUCACAUGUCUCACUCCCUCCCUCACUCCCAUAACACACUGAACAUAAUACGCCUUUCUCCAACUCAAGAUAAAGAAUUUUACUUAGAAGAUAACUUAGAAACAACUUUGAACGUUGUUGUCUGCACGAAGUAGGACUGCGAAAGUGAUAUAAUUUAUUCACAUAUGUGAAAUGAUUGACUCGUAGACAAUGAGAAGUCAUUGCAAGAGGAUGAGGUGAAGGCGUUGAUAAGGGCGCUGGUGGAGUCCGAGGAUCCCCAACCCACCUCCAACACCCCCACCACCUCCAACGGUGCCUCCUACACCCACACCACCACUACCAGAAGCGACCAGGACAAAGCAAAACCUCACACGAAGAAGGAGGUGGAAGCAAGAAGCCUCCUGAAGCAGCAGGAGGACAACUUGGGCGACUCCCGCUGCAGUAUAGGCACCUUGAAACUUCACUGUCUGCGGGUACUGGCGACGAAGGAGGUGUACCUGAUGGUGUACUUCUUGCUGGGACUUCUGCAGGGAAUGAUCUAUACCUACGGAGUCUCUCUCAUCUCAACCAUAGAGAAAGUCUUCAGCCUUACCAGCAGAGAGGCAGGAGUGAUCCUGGCUGGUCACGGGCUGACACUAGCGUUGAUGUGCGUCUUGCUGCCGCCCUGCGGCACUCACGUCCACCGCCCACACCGCCCACGGUGGAUGGGCGUUGGGGUGGUGACCUCUCUCACCUGCUGCCUCGUCGCUGUCGUCACCCACUUCGCUUCCGUCAGCGCCUCCGUCCGUCUCCAACCCACCAAGAAAGUGAGGACGGAGGUGUGUUUCUCUGAGGGGUCGCAGGAUGGGUCCUGCCAGAACGCUACUGGUGUAGGUGAGGUCUUCGUCAACCCGGUCAUACUGCUCUUCAUCUCGCAGUUCCUCGUUGGCAUCGCCCUCAGUAUCUUCUACACCGUGGGUGUCACCUACCUUGAUGAUAACAUCAAUAAGAAAGCCUCGCCUCUCAACUAUGCCACGCCACUGCUGCUGAAGAUGCUGGUGAGGAUGGUGGGUCCUGUGUGCGGCUUCCUGCUGGGUGGCUGGUGCCUCUCACUCUGGGUUGUCCCGUCUCCCCACACCAACACUAACGACCCCACCAGACACGGUCCCUGGUGGAUAGGGUACCUGUUACUGGCUUGUGGUUUACUAGUGUCCUGUGGCUUCUUGUACCUGUGUCCUGGUAAACUAGCUGGCGAGGCGGUGAAGAGGAAGGAGGCGAGGCAAGAAGAGGCAGCGAAGAAGCAGUGGUGGCUUGAUGAAUUCCUCGUCUGCAAUAGGAAGAGGAAAGAAGCCAGACGCUACGUCCAUAACCUACCAAAGGCUCUGAAACGUCUCUUCGGCAGCAAAAUCUGGGUUGGGAACCUCUUUAGCUCGGUGACCUUCUUCCUGGCCAUCGCCUGCUACUUCAACUUCAAGUCCAAGUACCUGGAGACUCAUUUUGGCAAGAGUGCCAGCGAGGCUAACUUCUACACAGGGUUGAGUACCCUAGGGGCGUCCCUACUGGCUGUGGCCGCCACCGCCGCCUUCAUGAGGUGGACGAGACCAUCAUCUAGGUUCCUAGCUUCCUAUGAUGUAAUCCUCACACUCCUGGGCUGUGUCUCAUACGUCAUCCUCAUGUUUCUCAGCUGCCCCCAGCUCCACAUUCUUGGACCUCUGGCAAGGUCGGAGGCCGGAGAGUGCUCCUCUGAGUGCAAGUGCUCACUUCAGUUCUCACCUGUGUGUGCUGAAGAUAACACUACAGUGUUCUACUCUGCUUGCUAUGCUGGUUGCUCUGCCUUCGACCUCUCCUCCGAGUCUUUGGUGUAUCGAGCCUGUAGAUGUAUCGGAAAUUUCUCCAACCCGUUUAUCACUGUACCUGACACCCUCCACACAGUGCCUGACACCCUCCACACAGUGCCUGGCACCCUCCACACGGUGUCCGACACUUCCACACAGUUCCUGACACUCUCCACACAGUGCCUGACUUACAAAAGAGUUUCCUACUGACUUCUGGCAACCAUUCAGUGCUACAACAGCUGUUGUUCUGUAAGGCUAUUCCUGUAAGUGUGCUCCGUGGGUGACUGUGGCUUCGCCAAAUUCUUCCCUUCAAUUCGUGAUUACUACUGAAAUUCAUGAAGGAUGUUAUACCUAGUAAGCUUGCAAGUAUUGUAACUCUUAGGACAAUUUUGGAUUUUCCUAAAUUCAGCAUGUGCAAAUUUGACUAAUACAAUAAUUGUGUAAUAUAAUAUGAUGCUGAUUUGACCCUUUCGAAAAAUUUCGAGUGAGGGGGGUGCAGAACAGCCAGUAGUGACGCCAGAAGGGAGACGCCAUGUUGAAGGUCAGUUGAUGUAUAUCCGCCUCAAUCUGUAAUUUAGAAAUUUCUGACGCGUUCUUGCUGAAGAAUUGGGAUAAAAAGUGUGAAAAACCCUUACAAUUCGGCAACAAAGACAGAAAAAUAGAGGACUCCAAUCCUUCCCAGCAACACACCUUAGCUAAGUGACACUUACCCAUAGUGUACAGCAGUUUUUGCAUUGGCCAUCAUAAAUCCUAGCUGUAGAGAUAGCAUUAGGGUGUUUCCAAAAAUAAUUAUGAUCCAGUAAUUAAAUGGUGAGUGGUAAUACGAAUUUCCUUUCUAAUAACAUCAAUAAUUUAUGUAUAUUAAUUAUAAAUAUGCAUACCCAGCAAGUCUAAUCAUAUACAGUACACACACCUUUAAUUUACUAGAGUAGCUGGUUUUAAUAUUAUAAUUAUUAAUUUAAUGUCAGGUCUAGCUUUUUGUGUGAGUGGUGAUGAAAAGGGCAUCGAGGGAGUUACAGUCCUGUGACCUACUGUGACUUAAGUCCCACUUAUCUCACCCAAAUUACAUGCCUGUAAUAAUUCAGGUAAUACCAUGUAAACCUCAUGCAGGUAAUUUGCUGACAUAAUAAUUCACAAAAAUGUGAUUUGAGUAUCAGACACAUCGCCGAAAUUCUGAGCCUAGCAAAGUCAACUAUUGGUCAUAUUCUGAAGAAAGCUGAUGACACUGAUGUUUAUAGAACGCUGUCUCGAGGAAGAUAUGAAAGAAAACACAAGACAACACCUCACAAUGACAAGGUUAUCAUAAGAAAUAAUGUGAAGGAUCCCAAGAAAACCAGCAAAAAUCUAUAGAGAGAUUUGGCUUCAGGUGACGUAAAUGUUGAUUCUUCAACUGUUCGACGAAGGCUCCUGGAAGUUGCCAGAGAUGCCAGAAAUCUCGUAAAGAAAAAUUAUCGACUUCUACUAUGAAGAAAAAGACGGUUGAGAGGGCACUCGUUCAUAAGAGAUGGAGAUGAAGGGAGAGAAGUUAUAUUUUCAGAUGAUUCGCAUUUUGAAGUACAUGGCUGGAGAUCAGUAGUAGCGAGAUGGAGCAAAGGCGAACCUCUUCGGAAUGGACACAUUCAACAAGCAACAAAACACCCACCUAAGAAGAUGGUUUGGGGCAGUUUUACUGCUAAAGGCCCUCGACUGCUUGUUUUUGUUGAGGAAACGAACUGUGACAAAUACAAUGCAAUCCAGGCAACUGAUUUGCUUCCCAUUGUGGAUAGACUUUCCUGAUGGAGAAGGCAUUUUCCAGCAGGAUCUCUGGCCAUGCCACACUUCCAGGAAAAAUACUGACAGUUUAGAACGCUAAGCGUCCUAAACUGCCCUGGAAACUCUUCUGACCUCAACCCAACCGAGAAUCUAAGGGCAAUAACCAAACGCAGGAUCACGAAACAGGGCUGUUCAACUGUAGAGAAUGUAAUAAAGUUGGUAGAAUUACCGACAAUAUGUAAAG
Molecule: messenger RNA, 3885 nt
Organism: Cherax quadricarinatus
Lineage: Eukaryota; Metazoa; Arthropoda; Malacostraca; Decapoda; Parastacidae
Source: RefSeq, a predicted model, not a curated record